Molecule: messenger RNA, 1306 nt
Organism: Cuscuta epithymum
Lineage: Eukaryota; Viridiplantae; Streptophyta; Magnoliopsida; Solanales; Convolvulaceae
Source: the annotation of a GenBank genome assembly
CUAAUAUGUUUCUAAAUAAUACUCUAUCUAUUCAUGUCUUAAAUUUUUGUCAAUAUAUUUUUGGUUGUCUCACUAAUUUUGUCAUUUUCCCCUUUAAGUAAGAAUCUGUGAUUUAAUUAGUGAAUUGUUGGUUUAAUGUACAAAUGUCAACCACAUAAUUCUUACUCUAUUAAUCCUCAUGUCAGUCAAAUGUGACCAAAUUUAAGAGACAGUGGGAGUAUGAGUUUAUUGAAAUAUAAUAUUAACAUCAAGUUAUAUUAUUGAAAAACAAAUAAUGUUGAAUAUAUUACCAAGGGUAAAUGUAAAAGUAGAUUUUAAAAUGAUUAAAAAAACUAUUGAAAGCAAAAGAUGUAAAAGUAAAGAUAAAGAUUCGGAAUAUAUACCCUUGUCCGAAUUUCUAAAAUCCCAAAAAACAAAAAUCAAUUAUCCGAUUGGUUCAUGGAAUCCAAAAUUUCACUUUACUCGGAUUCAUGGAUUGUACGACGACGACGAAGACGACCCGCGGUCGGGUUCCAAGAUCACCCAUGCAGCUUCCCCUUUGCCGCCUGUCAAGAAGACCAAGAUCAAGAUACUCAAGAAGGGUGCUUCGGUUGAUGCUCUUUCUCCUUCCCCGAGAUGUGGCGGCGGCCGUGAUGUUCACGGCGGUGCAACCGUGGGAUGCAAGAGAAAAUCCCUCUCUGGGAAUGGGCGGCUCAACAGCAAGGCGGUCCAGGCUCCAACAUGUGGGGUCAAGCAGAGGUUGCUUUCAAAAAUGAAGAGGAGGAAGGUCCAAUAUAAUCCAACAUGGAUCCGCUAGCUAAUCAUAGGAUGGAUGAAAUUCAACCUUAUUCUUAAAAUGUGUUGAUCGUUGAUGAACUGAUGAUGUAGAAUAGGUUAGGUUAAUUCUUAUCAUUUUUAUCACAUGAAAAAGUAUGUAGCUAGGUUUAGCUAGUUUAUUUGUGUGAUUCGUGUGUAUUAGUACAAGACAACCAGAACUACGUGUGGCUUGAUCCCGGAUUCUACAAGAAAUAGAAGAAUCCGGGUACGUAGGCAGCCUUUGCUCUAUUAAUAAAAGGUUCAGCUCCAAUUCUUUUCCAAUUUUAGAAGAUGUUCCAUUGUUAGUAAGCGAAUAAGUGUAUUUUGUUACGUUAUUUGCGUAGUACAACAAUAUACUAUACCAAGUACUUGGUAUGUAAUAAGAGGUGCUUCAUAAAAAUUAGUAUUAUAAGUAUUUACAUAAUUCACCAAGUCAAUGUAUGUAUUAAAGCAUGUCUGUACUACAAGACUGGUCUAUUAAUGCUUAGAAUUUCAGUAAUGUGUUCACGCG